Molecule: messenger RNA, 2777 nt
Organism: Impatiens glandulifera
Lineage: Eukaryota; Viridiplantae; Streptophyta; Magnoliopsida; Ericales; Balsaminaceae
Product: phospholipase D alpha 1
Exons: 4
Coding region: 140-2578 (812 amino acids)
Biological process (GO): phosphatidylcholine metabolic process; phospholipid catabolic process
Cellular component (GO): plasma membrane
Molecular function (GO): calcium ion binding; D-type glycerophospholipase activity
Source: RefSeq, a predicted model, not a curated record
CAUCCAUAAAUGGCGAGAUCUUCUUCCUCUGCUUUGUAGUGCAUCCAUUGAAGGAUCUAGUUUCACAUAUUUCUCGGUUCUCAAAUCUCAACCAUUCCUUGGACCACGCAAACUAUUUGAUCCAUUUCCUGGCUAGACGAUGGCACAGUUUUCACUUCAUGGAACUCUUCAUGUCACGAUCUUCGAAGUUGACCGGCUCAAAUCCGGUGGAGGAGGAGGAGGAAAUUUCUUCUCCAAGAUUAUGGAUAAUAUUGAAGAAACUGUUGGUAUUGGAGAUGGAACACCAAAAAUCUAUGCAACUAUUGAUCUAGAAAGGGCAAGAGUUGGAAGGACAAAACUCAUAGAAAAUGAACCCAACAAUCCAGUAUGGAACGAGUCUUUUCACAUCUACUGUGCUCAUAUGGCUUCAAAUGUGAUAUUUACAGUCAAAGAUGAUAACCCAAUUGGAGCAACUUUAAUCGGAAGAGCAUAUUUGCCUGUUGAAGAACUCUUGAAUGGUGAUGAAGUUGACAGAUGGGUUGAGAUCUUAGACGAAGAUAAGAACCCUGUACAAGCUGAAUCCAAGAUCCAUGUGAAAUUACAGUUUUUCGAUGUUACCCGUGAUCGUAAUUGGUCUCGUGGGAUUAAAAGUUCUAAAUUCCCUGGUGUUCCUUACACUUUUUUUCCACAAAGAACUGGUUGUCGGGUAUCUUUGUUUCAGGAUGCUCAUGUUCCUGAAAACUUUAUACCCCAAAUCCCUUUAGCUUCCGGUCAAGAUUACCAGCCACACCGAUGUUGGGAAGAUGUAUUUGAUGCUAUUAGUAACGCGAAACAUUUGAUCUACAUUACUGGUUGGUCUGUGUAUGCUGAAAUCACCUUGAUAAGGGAUUCAAGGAGGCAGAAACCGGGAGGAGACAUUACUCUUGGUGAUCUUCUUAAGAAGAAGGCGAGUGAAGGUGUUAGAGUUCUUAUGCUCGUUUGGGAUGAUCGAACCUCUGUCGGUUUACUAAAGAAAGACGGGUUAAUGGCUACUCAUGAUGAAGAAACAGAGCAAUACUUUCAAAACACAGACGUUCAUUGCGUGUUGUGUCCUCGUAAUCCAGAUGAUGGAGGGAGCACGAUUCAAAAUCUUCAAAUCUCGACCAUGUUUACCCAUCAUCAGAAAAUCAUUGUAGUUGAUCAUGAACUGCCUUCCCCAGAGGGAUCAUCAGACAGGAGGAGGAUUGUUAGUUUCGUGGGUGGUAUUGAUCUUUGCGAUGGAAGAUACGACACACCUUUCCAUUCGCUUUUCCGAACGUUGGAUACAGCCCAUCAUGAUGAUUUCCAUCAACCCAACUUCACAGGAGCCUCUAUCACGAAAGGUGGACCGAGGGAGCCGUGGCAUGAUAUCCACUCGAAGCUUGAAGGCCCGAUUGCUUGGGAUGUCUUGUUCAAUUUUGAACAAAGGUGGAGAAAGCAAGGAGGGAAAGAUAUAUUGGUUAACUUGAGAGAGCUCGAGGAUAUUAUCAUUACCCCUUCUCCUGUUACGUUCCCUGACGAUCAUGAUACGUGGAAUGUUCAAUUAUUCAGAUCGAUCGACGGUGGAGCUGCUUUCGGGUUUCCAGACUCGUCAGAAGAUGCAGCCAAAGCUGGACUUGUGAGCGGGAAGGAAAAUAUAAUCGACAGAAGCAUUCAGGAUGCUUAUAUACAUGCAAUCCGACGAGCCAAGGAUUUCAUUUACAUCGAGAAUCAGUAUUUCUUAGGAAGUUCGUUUGGCUGGCAAUACGAUGAUAUUAAGGUUGAGGAUAUCGGGGCAAUGCACCUUAUUCCUAAGGAACUAUCUUUGAAGAUUAUUAGCAAAAUCGAGGCUGGGGAGAGAUUUACGGUGUAUAUCGUGGUGCCAAUGUGGCCUGAAGGGCUACCUGAAAGUGGUUCAGUUCAGGCUAUAUUGGAUUGGCAGAGGAGAACUAUGGAAAUGAUGUAUAAAGAUGUGGUUCAAGCUUUACAAGCCAAGGGUCUUGAAGAAGAUCCUAGGGAGUAUUUGACGUUUUUCUGCCUUGGUAAUCGCGAGUUGAAGAAGAGCGGCGAAUAUGAACCUGCAGAACAACCUGAUCCUGAUUCGGACUAUAUUAGAGCUCAGGAGGCUAGGCGUUUCAUGAUAUAUGUUCACGCAAAAAUGAUGAUUGUUGAUGAUGAGUACAUAAUCAUUGGAUCUGCUAACAUCAACCAAAGAUCAAUGGAUGGGGCGAGGGACUCAGAGAUUGCGAUGGGAGCUUAUCAACCGUUCCAUUUGGCUGCAAGAGGAGCGGCUCGGGGUCAGAUUCAUGGUUUUCGUUUGGGACUAUGGUACGAGCAUUUGGGCAUGCUGGAUGAACUAUUUCUAAAGCCAGAGAGCGUUGAGUGUAUCAAGAAGGUGAACCAGGCUGCUGACAAGUAUUGGGAUUUGUACUCGAGUGAGGAACUUGAACGCGAUCUUCCGGGCCAUUUGCUUCGUUACCCGAUUGGUGUAUCGAGCGAAGGUGAGGUCACGGAACUUCCAGGAUUCGAGAAUUUUCCCGAUACGAAGGCGAGGGUUUUGGGUGGAAAAGUUGACUAUAUGCCUCCAAUUCUCACAACCUAAGCUAAUUAUAAUAAUUUACUGCCCCUCAACAAAUAAAUGGCUUACCUUUGAUUUUUAUCUAUUAUUGUUUUGUGCCAAGUGAAGUUAACAAGAACUACUGCCUUUGUUAUACGAUGUUAGACUCACUUUUAAUUAAGGAACAUCAUGUUUUGUUUUGUUUUGUUUAUUUAUGGAAUGUGUACUAGUAUGUUUCUUUUGA